AAAUAUCCACUGGCAUGUUUUAUACAGCUUACUACACCUUCACCACCCCGGACUGCAGCCCAACUCCUUUUGCUGUGAAAUAUCUUUUACAUUAUUAACCAGAAAGCGGAGGGUUAAUUAAAGGUAGCUUAAUUCCCCUUUCUUGGACCGCCUAUAAACUAAGAAGAAUAAAGAAACGAUUACCGUUAUUAUUCAUUUUGUUGACUAAAAAACGGUCGCUCCUGCAGAAGUUCUGUCACAUCUUGCACAAACAUUCGGAAAAACGGACCACAGAGAUCAGUCAACAAGGUCAACUUUGAAUAAGUUUCUUUGUUACCGUUUGCACAGUGAAGGGAACUUGCAGAUAAAAACACAGCAGGCUCAGUAGCCGAGUUUCAACGGCAUCAUCCUCCGUUUCUUCUACGCAGUGGUCGAACUUUUACGCACUGUUGUCUCGGAGUCACCUUUAUCAUGACGCGAAGAUCUUGUGCGAUAUAUGGAGUCGGGAUUGUUUGCGCCAGUCUACUGAUCAUCGGGAUUGGCUUGGUUGUGACUCAAGUAUUUCAAACUUUGAUCCAUAACCGGUUAAAAAAGGAGAUAACUCUGACAGAGGGUAGUCGUGUGUUUGAGACAUGGAAAAACCCUCCUCCUCCCGUCUUCAUGCAAUACUUCUUCUUCAACGUUACCAACCCAGAUGAGUUCCUGGAUGGAGCCAAGCCUGUCGUCUCUCAGGUCGGCCCUUACACAUACAGGGAGUACAGGCCCAAAGAAAAUGUGACGUUUGUAGAUAAUGGGACCAGAGUGUCUGCCUACCAGCCCAAGACAUUUGUGUUCCUGCCAGAGCGCUCUGUAGGUGAUCCUGAUUAUGACAUGAUCACAACCAUCAAUAUCCCAGCUGUGGCGGUGAUGAACAAGGUGAAGGAUAGUUUCUGGAAGAGUUCGAUGGUAUCUAUCUGGAUGAAUUCACUUCAUGUCGGCAUGUUCAUGACGCGCUCCGUCAACGAGCUGCUGUGGGGCUUCAAGGACCCUCUGUUGUCCCGCAUCCAUCCCAUGAACCCAGAGAUCGACGAGUACUUUGGCCUCAUGUACAAGAAAAAUGGAAGCAACGAUGGUGAAUUUGUUUAUCAUACCGGGGAGGAGGACUUCAUGAACUACGGCAGGGUAGCCACGUUUGAAGGAGAAAGUAAACUGAGCCUGUGGACGUCUGAGCAGAGUAAUAUGAUCAACGGUACAGACGGCAGUGCCUUCCACCCCUUGUUGUCCAAGACGGAGAGACUGUACAUCUUCAGUCCUGACCUGUGCAGGUCCAUCUUCAUGGAGUUUGAGAAAGAUGUGAAGGUGAAGGGGCUCCCAGCGUAUCGUUUCACCCCUCCUCGUGAUGUCCUGGCAAGCAAGGAGGAGAACCCAGCCAACGAAGGAUUCUGUGUCUCCCCCAAAGAGUGCCUGGGCACCGGCUUGCUCAAAGUCAGCGUAUGCCGAAAAGGUGCUCCAGUCGUGACGUCCUUUCCUCAUUUCUACCUGGGAGAUGAGAAGUACUCUAACGCCAUUGAAGGACUGGAUCCUGUCAGAGAGCAUCACCAGACCUACCUGGACCUGAACCCGACCACUGGUGUUCCUAUCCGGGCCAGUAAGAGAGCUCAGAUCAACAUUCUCAUCAACAGAAUCGGUGGCUUUCCGAAAACCAAAUCCCUAAACGAGACCAUCUUCCCUGUUAUGUUUAUCAAUGAGACGGUAGUGAUUGACGACGUGUCGGCGGCGAAGCUCCACAAACUGUUGCUGAUGGUGAUGCUGGUGUCCAACUCCCCUCUCGUCCUGGUUGGUCUGGGGGCCAUCCUGCUGCCGGUGUUCAUCGGCCUCAUCGUCUGCGAAUACAAACAGAAGAAGUCAACAAAGGAAGACACAUCUUAUUCCCCCGUGAGCAACAAGGAGGGUGACGAAAAAAAUGGCAGCAGCUACGUUGCCUUGACUCCCGUUAUUGACAAGUCUUGAGGAGGGAAUGGGAAGGGUUUAUGGAGAGACAGAUGUAGGAUCUUAAUAUGAACCAGUUUGCUACAGCAGUAAAAUAAUCCUGCUGCAACAGGAAAUGUGAAUUAUGUGGAUUAUAAUUAAUGGACAUUUUUGUAGGGUUUUUAAAAGUCAAAAACACUGCAAGUUUGCAAUUCUCAGAAACAAAAGAGUGAUCAAAUUACGAUCCUACAUCUGUAUAUCAUAUAUAUCAGUGUGAGUUGCUGUUCAGGGCUGGAUCGUUGUAAAUCAUUGUGGCACUAGUUAGACUACUUUGAUAUGUCUUCGUUUUUUUGUUUUGUUACUUUGUUUAUUUGGAUCUGGUUCAACCCACAAAAUGGGGCUAAUCUUCCCGAAGUCCCUGUUUAACCCACACAAUGGGGCUAAUCUUCCCGAAGUCCCUGUUAAACCCACAAAAUGGGGCUAAUCUUCCCGAAGUCCCUCUUAACCCACAAAAUGGGGCUAAUCUUCCCGAAGUCCCUGUUAAACCCACAAAAUGGGGCUAAUCUUCCCAAAGUCCCUGUUAAACCCACAAAAUGGGGCUAAUCUUCCCAAAGUCCCUGUUAACCCACAAAAUGGGGCUAAUCUUCCCGAAGUCCCUGUUUAACCCACAAAAUGGGGCUAAUCUUCCCGAAGUCCCUGUUAACCCACACAAUGGGGCUAAUCUUCCCGAAGUCCCUGUUUAACCCACACAAUGGGGCUAAUCUUCCCGAAGUCCCUGUUAACCCACACAAUGGGGCUAAUCUUCCCGAAGUCCCUGUUUAACCCACAAAAUGGGGCUAAUCUUCCCGAAGUCCCUGUUUAACCCACAAAAUGGGGCUCAUCUUCCCGAAGUGUUGACAUACAGUACAUCGCCAAUUUGACCAGCUGUUUCAAACAUUAUAUAAAAUAUAAACUGUUUGAUACCUUUUAUUCAACAUUUUGUAAGAAAAAAAGGCUUUAUAAAUACAUUUGAUUGAUUGAUUGAUUGAUUGAUUGAUUGAUUGAUCUAAUGUUGCCUAAAGUGGAGCUGAUUGAAUUGAACCCUUAAUCUGUAUCUGGGAAACCACCCCUGGGUGUGUGUCCUAAAGAUGUGUCCUUAAGAUGUGUCCUUAAGAUAUGUCCUAAAGAUAUGUCCUAAAGAUGUGUCCUAAAGAUGUGUCCUAAAGAUGUGUCCUUAAAAUGUGUC
Molecule: messenger RNA, 3151 nt
Organism: Oncorhynchus keta (chum salmon)
Lineage: Eukaryota; Metazoa; Chordata; Actinopteri; Salmoniformes; Salmonidae
Product: lysosome membrane protein 2-like
Exons: 12
Coding region: 451-1968 (505 amino acids)
Biological process (GO): receptor-mediated endocytosis; protein targeting to lysosome
Cellular component (GO): cytoplasm; membrane; lysosome
Molecular function (GO): scavenger receptor activity
Source: RefSeq, a predicted model, not a curated record